Molecule: messenger RNA, 1086 nt
Organism: Drosophila willistoni
Lineage: Eukaryota; Metazoa; Arthropoda; Insecta; Diptera; Drosophilidae
Exons: 3
Coding region: 112-909 (265 amino acids)
Source: RefSeq, a predicted model, not a curated record
CGUGAAAACAAAAGAAGAACAAGCGAGUAAAUUAACAAAUUUGUUUUGAUUUACUUAUUUAAAUGAAUAGAGCGUAAUUAAGGAUCCGCAAGAAUCACAGCUGUCUUCAAAAUGCAGUCCUACAGCGGUUCGGGCAAUCCAGCAGCAGCAGCUUCUACUGGAAACAACAAAAACAAAGCAAUUUUUUUCCCACGUCCACCGACUCCUUGGGACGGAAUGCCGUGGGCGUGCCCUCAACCAGAUGUGGGCGGGAUUAUGCACUUUGGCUCAAACGCUAAUACCAACUAUGGUUUUGAGUCACAUAAACGAAAAUCCUUAGAGCAAUUGGCAACCGUAAUGCCUCCCAAAAUGUUAAUUACCGAAGAGCGAAUCACUCAACAUUUUAGUGGAUUGCAAAUCUCUGGCGAAUCAAAAGUUGGAUCUGGAGUCAAUGGGAGUGGGAAUAAUAAUAGUGUAGCCUCGGUAACCGGUGGUCUGGCUACCGAUGAUAUUCCCUCGACUAGCACUGGAAAAACACAUCAUCCAAAUCCUGCAUAUCAACUGGCGGCAAUGGAGCUUGAGCAAAAACUUCGUAAUGCUAAUCGCAUUGUGAUCUGUGAUGAACUGAAACAGAGUGCCACCCCACCUGUGGCAGCUGCUGGCAUUCCGCCGGAAUGGCUAAUGAAAUCAGUUCCACGUCCCUGCACUGCAUUAGUGCCAUGGCAGCCCCCUGCUCACCAAUUGCCUCUUUCAGUUCUUUCUAAGCAGCGGCCCGAACAACAACAACAACAACCGUCACAACUCCACCAGCAAUCAACAACUAACGAAGAUCUCGAUGAUUACGAUGAUGAUCUAGAGUUCUUUGAGAACAACAACACAUGCAAUGUGAACUUGAACAAGUCUGAUGAACAAAUGGACGAGGAUCUGUAGUCCCACUUGACAUUAAUAAGCUUAAAGUAUCUCUUUCUAUCUAUAGUUAAGUUAAAAGUAUUAUGUAAGAUCAUUUACUCUGGCCUUUUUAUGUAUUUAUAAUAUAAAUUUUAUAUCCACAGUGUAAAACAUAGGUAUUUGAUAUAAUCUCAGUAAAAAGGUCAUGCUUCACAUAAC